CAAUACUACCUUUCAACUUCCGAUAUCUAAUGACACUGGCAAAAUUUCGAGAAUUGUGGUGGAUCCAAGGGAAUAUACAUCCGAGUGCAAAAUGGGAAGAAGCUUCUGAUGUCGAUUGGGAGAAAUAUGCAGAGCGAACUGACUUCUUUAAUGUACAUGUUUGGGAGUGGAUAAAUGGAAAUGUUUAUGUUUAUGAAUUGCCUUUAGGACCUCAUGAGACUUGUUCUAGAGCAAUUGGAAGGUUAAUUUGUUCGAAGGACCCAGAAAUGACACUCAUUAAUUUAGGAUCUACGCGAACAAGAGCCGGUAAUAUGGGAAAAGAGGCAGAUGGAUCUUUCAUACCAAAGCGCAAACCUAAUGUAAAUUCGCAUGGACGUGAGGGUCUAAAUUCUCAUAAACCGUGGCCCAAUCUUGCGAUAGAAGUUGCCUCCUCGGAAACUGAAGCCCAUUUAUUAGAUGCAGUAAAAAACUAUUGGCUCCAACCGGGUAGAGCUCAUGAUGCAAUUGCGAUAAAAUUAAUCCGAUGUGAUACGGUUAUUUCAAGAAUUAAAGUAUGGCAUUUUUGUACAGACAAUAGGAUAUCAGGAGAACUAGUGCCCGUUACAGAAUUUGGAUUUGAGACCAUUGAUGAUAACAACCAAAUUCUUAUUCAGCCUCAACAAUUUACUAUUAAUAUUAAUACAGAAUGUCUUUUUCAUGGAAUGCCAUCUGAUUUUCGUAUACCUGCAUCAAUACCUAACCCUCUUGAUAUAGAUUUUUAUUAUGUUUUAAGUAAUAUGGAAGAAGAACUUGUUAUUUCAUAA
Messenger RNA from Ambispora leptoticha, 803 nucleotides. The record is from the annotation of a GenBank genome assembly. Lineage: Eukaryota; Fungi; Glomeromycota; Glomeromycetes; Archaeosporales; Ambisporaceae.